UGGCCGCAGCCAGUUAUUGAGCGGGUGGUUGUUGCCUAUUUUGUUGUAAAUAUCAUUCGUAAACUUAAUCAUAGCAAUAUAGAAAUCACUUAAAGUUAUGAAAUAAGGUGAAGUGUAACAUAAAAACAUCAAAAUUAAAGUUCUGCAGUGAUUACUAAGCAUCGGCGAUACAUGGCACGGGGUGAUGGCCAGCACUGGGAAGAAGAUGAACUGCUGUACUCCAGCCGCGACAGCGAUGACAGUCCCAUACUAUCCUACAGGCAUGAGAAAUAUCGUCGGUACUCGUCACACGUACGCGAGGGCAAGACGGAGGAGCGAGAAAGGAGAUCGACAUUCAGUGUGCUCGCCAAGUUCUUCUUGUUCAGUACCGCAAUGAUAUUGUUCUGUGUGCUGCUCUACAUACCUGUAUAUAAUAAAGCCAAUGACCAGGUGCUUAAACCCGCGGUAGCAGGUUGGUCAAUAAAUACAAAUAGAGAUACAAAAAUAUAUGUACAACCUGAAAACGUUACAACGAUACACGAACCAAAAGAUAUUUGUCCAAAAAGUAAUAGAAAAGAAAAAAAUAAACUAUUCCUAUUAAUAUUUGUAUGUUCUUCAACGUCAAACUUCGAACAGAGAGUCGCCAUUAGGGAGACGUGGGGCAAUUAUAAAAAUUACCUCAAAAUAUCUAGAAUAUACCAUGCGGUUAAAGAAAAGUACAAAAAUUACAAUUCAAGUCUCGAUGUAGAAACAGAAAGUACUAAUGUUAGCGUUAAUUUAGAUAGGAUACAAAGGGAUAUAUCUGGUUUCGGUCAGUUAUUACCGGAAUUAGCUAAAGCUUUACAAAGAAAUAUCGCCAAAGCAACAGAACCGGCUGAGGAGAAACGUUUCGAAGACGAAAAAGAGGACGACAAAAUGUUGCCAGAAUUCGAUAUGAACAAAGUUUUAGGCGAUCAAGAUGAUGAUACUGAUUUCGAUUACGAAUAUGACACUAACAUUAUGAAAAUACCACCCAAAGGUUAUGAAGAUUCCCCAGAUUUAGGUAGAAUUAUGUCUCUAUUGAAACAUAUAAAAACUUUUCCUAAAUUUGAACCUGAAUUAGAAAAAGAAAACAAUGAUCCAGAUUUUAAAUUAGUGUUUCUACUAGGAUUACCACCGAAUGACAAUAACACAGAUGUUCAAGAGAAGAUUGAAACAGAGGUAGAAACGUACGGGGAUAUAAUUCAAGAAGGUUUUAUUGAUUCAUAUAAUAAUUUAACUUUAAAAUCUAUAAUGAUGUUAAAAUGGGUAACUAAUAACUGCAAUGAAAGUGUCCGUUACAUCUUGAAGACAGAUGACGAUAUGUACAUAAACGUUCCAAAUCUGGUUUCGAACCUGCGAUCUCGCGCUAAGACAUUCGACGACAACGCUAAAGACAACAGCAAGGAGUACCUUCUUAUAGGCGACCUCAUCUGUGGAGCGAGACCUGUACAAGAUACUAAGAGCAAGUGGUAUAGCCCGCGAUACAUGUACUCUGGGCGAGUGUACCCGCGGUACUUGUCGGGUACAGGUUACGUUCUCUCAGCCCCGGCUGCCCGCGCGCUUUACGCCGCCGCCCUCACCACCACAUACUUCCACCUCGAAGAUAUCUACAUCACUGGAAUGUGCGCACUCCGCUCCAACCCUCGUGUAGUGGCGCGCGAUGAGGCGGGCUUCUCGUACGCGCCAGUGCGAGCGCCGGCCGCCGCGUGCGCAGCGCACACACGCAUCUCCGCACACCGCGUGCCUCCACCUCGCAUGCGCGCGCUGCACCGCACUCUGCUGCAGCCUCUCGCUGUUGACAGAUGCGAAAGAAAACAAUUAGCACAGAUGAAUAAACGCGAGGGAAGACUAUAUAUUAUUUAUAACUACCUGCGUUUGCUCGUCACACAUAAUUCAUGUUGAGGAGUGAGGACUAACGGUACAAUCAUCAUCGACUAAACACAUUGUAAAUUUCAAUUCAUAAAAUAAUUAGGCCACCUGACUAACAUUAUAAAAUGUCAGUAGUACACUUACUAACAGUAUAAUACGUCAGUAGUACACUGACUAACAUUAUAAUAAGUCAGUAGUACCCUGACUAACAUAACACGUCAGUAGUAACCUGACUAACAUUAUAAAACGUCAGUAGUACACUGAAUAACAUUAUAACACGUCAGUAGUAUCCUGACUAACAUCAUAAUACGUCAAUAGUAACCUGACUAACAUAAUUGCGUUAGAAUACGGCACUAUUAACGUUAGUCCUUGCAAGCCAGAUAAAAAUAAUUUAGAUCUCAGAUUCAGCUCAGUGAAUUCGCCUUGUAUAUUUUAAGCUAUGUGUUACAUAAUUUAGUGUUAAUUUAUAAUGAAAAUAAUUACAUAUAUCACUGAUUUUAAUUGCAUAUAAACCUACAUAAAGAUACGAUUAAAUGCAUUAUUGA
This is a messenger RNA of Papilio machaon (common yellow swallowtail), 2414 nucleotides long. RefSeq lists its product as uncharacterized. Lineage: Eukaryota; Metazoa; Arthropoda; Insecta; Lepidoptera; Papilionidae. Bases 172 to 1902 code for a protein of 576 amino acids. Gene Ontology annotation, molecular function: hexosyltransferase activity. The transcript has 9 exons. The record is from RefSeq and is a predicted model, not a curated record. Gene Ontology annotation, cellular component: membrane.